This is a messenger RNA of Exophiala spinifera, 1260 nucleotides long. RefSeq lists its product as uncharacterized. Bases 1 to 1260 code for a protein of 419 amino acids. Lineage: Eukaryota; Fungi; Ascomycota; Eurotiomycetes; Chaetothyriales; Herpotrichiellaceae. Gene Ontology annotation, biological process: polyketide metabolic process. The record is from RefSeq and is a predicted model, not a curated record. The transcript has 4 exons.
AUGGGUAAGUACAACGACAUCACCAAACCUGCUCCGCCUUUACCAAGCCCCAACUUGAGGGAGCUAGAACCCGGCGUCUCGCUCCUAUGGCCUCUGAGUCGCAGGGGGUAUGGACCUGGGCUCAUUGUUCUCACAACGGACACCGAUGACCCACUGGCCAUCAAGGACGGGGUCCCCUCACAUCUGGUCAAGUGGGCCGAGGAGGGAUACGCGGUUGUGGGGAUAGAGGAGAGGGCGUUUUCGUCUUCUCGCGCCUCGAUGCUACUCGCGCUCGCGGUUGAUGCUUUGGCACACUGUGAGAAAUGCGACCCAAAGGGCACAAUCGGCCUCGUUGCCUACAUCCCAACGCUCUGGAACAAGAUAGCACCCGCCGUGGCAAAUGCACCAGAGGUUGUGGCUGCGAUCACAUACGCCAACGCUUCAGAUGUAUCCGCCGGCCUGGCAUGGGCUGGCGAGGUACCACUGUUGCAACAAAUCACGGGCACCGAUGGCCCGAGAGACUCUAAGAAGCAAGCUGAUGAUAGCCCACGACCUUACUACUACCCUGACAUCAAGUCGUAUGAAUUUGCGACCCCGUUUUCCCCUUCGUUCCAUUACAAUAGGGAAGCACUCUCCCAUACCCGGAACCUGACUUUCCUCAAGCCUCUCAUGGGAGGGCCGUAUUUCGACCUAGAGACCAUCUGGGACGAACACACCUAUUAUGAAUUUACGGACCGCUCGGUUGAGCACACCAUGAGCACCAUGGUCCAAGAGCCUUAUGUGAACCACGUACCGACGAUGACGGGAGGAAUCGGACGCACGGCUCUGACCUCAUUCUACCGUAACAACUUCAUCUUCAACAACUCCCUCGACACCGACCAGGAGCUUCUGAGUCGGACGAUUGGCAUAGAUAGGAUCGUCGAUGAGUUUCUGUUCAAGUUCACCCACGACAAGGAACUGGAUUGGUUUCUGCCUGGUGUCCCUCCGACGUUCAAGAGAGCAGAAGUGCCGUUCCAUGCCGUCGUGAACAUCCGAGGCGACAGGUUGUACCAUGAGCACAUCAACUGGGAUCAAGGCACGGCCCUGAGACAACUAGGUCUCAUGCCGGAGUACUUGCCGUACCCGUACCCGCUCGCAGAGGCAAACGGGAGUACCCCAGCAAGUGGGAAGCAGUUCGAGUACAAGGUCCCUGUGGGAGGGUUGGAGAUCGCCGAGAAGAUGAGAGAGAGAAACUCGGUCCCGUCGAAUGAGAUGAUGAAGUAUCAGGUGAGGGAAGCAUAG